GUGUCCUGCGCGCGGAUCUGCCUCGCCUCUCGCCGGGCCGCCGCUCUCCGCCCAGGGAACGGAGUCAGGCCGCGCCUCCUAUGGUGCUGCUCGGGAGAGCCAUGGCCACUUUCCGCUUGGCCCUCAUCCAACUUCAGGUUUCUUUCAUCAAAUCAGAUAACGUCACUAGAGCUUGUAGCCUCAUCCGGGAGGCAGCAACACAAGGAGCCAAGAUCAUUUCUCUGCCAGAAUGCUUUAAUUGUCCAUAUGGCACGAAAUAUUUUCCUGAAUAUGCUGAGAAAAUUCCUGGUGAAUCCACACAGAAGCUUUCUGAAGUAGCAAAGGAGUGCAACGUAUAUCUCAUUGGAGGUUCUAUUCCUGAAGAGGAUGCUGGGAAAUUCUAUAACACCUGUGCCGUGUUUGGGCCUGAUGGAACUUUACUGGCAAAGUACAGAAAGCUCCAUCUAUUUGAUAUUGAUGUUCCGGGGAAAAUUACAUUUCAAGAAUCUAAAACGUUGAGUCCUGGUGAUAGUUUCUCCACAUUUGAUACUCCUUACUGCAGAGUGGGCCUGGGCAUUUGCUACGACAUCCGCUUUGCAGAGCUUGCACAAAUCUACGCGCAGAGAGGCUGCCAGCUGUUGGUAUAUCCUGGAGCUUUUAAUUUGACCACUGGACCAGCCCACUGGGAGUUGCUUCAACGAGGCCGGGCUGUUGAUAAUCAGUUGUAUGUGGCCACGGCAUCUCCUGCCCGGGAUGAUCAGGCCUCCUAUGUCGCCUGGGGACACAGCACUGUUGUGAGUCCUUGGGGUGACGUCCUUGCCAAGGCUGGCACUGAAGAGACUGUUGUGUAUUCAGACAUAGACCUGAAGAAGUUGGCUGAAAUACGCCAGCAAAUCCCCAUUUUUAGCCAGAAGCGAUCAGACCUCUAUGCAGUGGAGGCGAAAAAGCCCUAAGGUUUAUGCUUCUAACAUGUCAUGAAAAACAGGAGGAUGUUUCUGCAACGUAAUCAACUCCCUGUUGAAUUCUUUAAGAAGAUUUUUUUUUUCUAAUUUCAGGCAUUUCCUUUCUUGGGAACUCUGUUGAGAUGAUAGAGCAUCAGCACAUGGUAUUUGCCACAUCAUAUUAGAUAGUUAAAAAGGGCUCAGGCUAGCGUUGCUAGCAGAAGGAAGAGGAGAUGGCUAUAAACCUCCCACACUAAGUUGCUUCAUAGCAGUUGGUGAAAGUAUCAUAUCUUGGUAUCCUGGUGGUUGCUUCACCUGGUGCAAAUACAUUUGUGCCACACACCUCUUAUCUCAUUGCUGGAGCUAGAAUCCAUUAUGUAGAAAACCUGGUCUCAUGCUACUCUUUUUUGAGCAGGACUUUAUGUUUUUAGCCUGUGAGUAACUAUGGAAAGCAAGGUUAUGGAUCCUUGGUGUUUGCUAGAGGAGAUGGCAGCCUUUCCCUUCCAAGCAGCCUUGGGGCUCUUCAAAUUCAAGAAAGAGCCAAUGAAUCAACCCCAGACCCUCCCGGUCUUAGAGAAAAGGCAGUGUCAGCAGGGUGUCCUGUGGGAGAAUGGCAGUGGUGGCAUUUGGUCAAGGCCACUUAAGUAUGUGUCUCUGCAGAAGAUUUUCUUGAUGGGGUGAGUGUCUGAAGAUCUCUUCACAUUUUUGCUUUUCUCCAUAGUAAUACUUUUCUAGCUUGAUAAAGGAAAGCUAGUGGUUUUAAUGUAGUGGUGUUCAGAAUCCUUUUGCACAAUUAAAACUUAAGAAUUUCAAUCAA
Hyaena hyaena (striped hyena) is the source of this 1737-nucleotide messenger RNA. RefSeq names its product nitrilase family member 2 (gene NIT2). Gene Ontology annotation, cellular component: mitochondrion. The transcript has 10 exons. Gene Ontology annotation, molecular function: omega-amidase activity. The record is from RefSeq and is a predicted model, not a curated record. The coding region runs from base 81 to 932 and encodes 283 amino acids. NCBI's taxonomy places the organism in Eukaryota, Metazoa, Chordata, Mammalia, Carnivora, Hyaenidae. Gene Ontology annotation, biological process: oxaloacetate metabolic process; L-glutamine metabolic process.